AUUUCCAUCGAGGUGGGUGUAAUCCACUGGAGCGUGUUCGAGCGUGACAGUCAGUGACCAUCAGUGACAGUCCAAUGUGCAUUUUGCCGCACAAAGACAAAUGACAAUAAAUUUCUCAAUCUGUCACUGUUAGAAAGAAGCACGCACUGAUAAGGGAUGUACAUACGUGUGUAUACAUGCGUACGCACCGAUAAGGGCUAUUUAUUGCGCUAUUUACUGAUAAACGGACGAUUUACUUGAAGUAAGGACGAUGGCAAACGAAAUAUCGACGAAUGUUUUGACACUCAACUGUUGGGGUAUACCAUAUGUUUCGAGAGACAGGUGCGCACGCAUAUCCGCUAUUGCGGACAAGUGUGCCAGCAUGGAGUAUGAUAUAAUUUGUUUGCAAGAGGUUUGGUCUGUCGAUGAUUUUAAGUUGAUUAAGGCGAAAGCGCAAGAAGUUCUUCCCUACUCACAUUACUUUCACAGUGGAGUUUUCGGAUCUGGAAUAUGUAUCUUGUCACGCUAUCCUAUUCAGGAUGUUAUGUUUCACAAAUGGCCCUUAAAUGGUUAUGUUCACAAGAUACACCAUGGAGACUGGUUUGGUGGCAAAGGAGUUGGGCUGUGUAAAAUAAAAAUUCUCAACAUGAAUGUCAAUGUUUAUAUCACACAUUUACACGCAGAGUAUAAUCAUGAGAAUGACGAGUACAUGGCUCACAGAGUUCUCCAAGCGUUUGAUACUGCUCAAUUUGUAAAAAUGACAAGCGGUGGCGCAGAUGCUAUUAUAUUGGCAGGCGAUCUUAAUACAGAACCACAAGACUUGGCAUAUAAAAUUAUACAAGGUGUUUCUGGUUUAGUAGACACGUGCCCUAAUAGUGCAAGCCAUAUAGGGACCAACGAAUGUGCCAACAAUAGUUAUACCAGCUCAAAACUCGCUCAGACGAAGCCAGAUGGAAAGCGUAUAGAUCACAUUAUGUAUUUAGGUUCAAAAACUGUUAAGGUUGAAGUUACAAAUUUUCAACAUCCAUGGCUAAAUCGUGUACCAUAUAAAAAUUUUAGUUACUCUGAUCAUGAAGCUGUGAUGGCUACACUUAAAUUUAUCAAUGAUAAACAUGUUACAAACAAUCUAGACAUUACCGAUUCCUUGAAAGAAGCAAUAGUAAUUUGUGAAAACGCGUUAAAAAGUGUGCAACGUCAACGUUUCUGGUACGGGUUGUCAGCCUUUAUACUGAUUAUUCCAUUAAUUUUAUCUAUUAGGUCUAUCUGGCUAAAUUGUAUGAAUAUGUCAUUAGCUGUAGACAUCAGUUUGAAUAUAGUCUGUAUUCUUCUAACUGCAAUAUUUUGUUACACUCUGUUUAUGAGUUCGCUAUGGAAUAGCGUAGAGAAAAAUGCAUUAAAAGCGGGACAUUCAGCUAUAGAAAUUUACAUGAAUACGCAAAUGAAUAAUGAUCAAAUUUAAAAUGUCAAAUUUGUAUCAAAUAAUACAGAUGCUUCCAAAAGAGAAUUUAAACGUAAAAAUUAAGCUUAAACCAAAAUUUCAUUAAAUAAAGAAAAACUUAUAUAUAAUGUUUUAUAAUGCUUUAAGAAAAUGAUACAUCUUGAGUUUGCAUUUAAAUCUUGUAUGCUUUCUGAUUACUGAAUAAAAUUCAGAAUCGAUACAGGUCGAGUUCAGGAAACAAGAAGGGAAUAUGACAAAAUUUAAAUUUUAAAACUAUCAUUUGUAAUAGCUAUUUUUUUUCAUUAUUGGCUGUAACCAUCUUGGAUGUGUGAAAUAGAUGUCUAGGAAGACAUUUAUCCUAAUAUUCCCAAUUACAUGAACUAGGCAUAUUGACCAAUUGUAUGAACUAUGCAUAUUAUUCUACAGGAAUCAACAUUGUGAUAUAAAAUAUAUCUAAUUACAUUUACAUUGCAUUCAUGCUUAGAUCGUAAUGUCGAAAAUGAAGUUUAGUUCUUCAAAUCCAGUCUUUCAAAUGCUAUCGCGUCUUGUUUUAUACUAAAGCUGCGUUCCGAUAUACACUGCCAGUACUGAAAAUCCAUAUUAUACUACAGAUUUUCAGUACUGGCAGUGAAUUUCGGAACACAGCCUGAGCUUUACAUAUCGAUAUUGAUACUAUGAUGUCGAUACAAUAUCAAUACCAAAAUAUAAUAUGAAAUAAUUAUGUAUAGGUUUGUAAAAUUUUUUCUAAAAUAUUCAAUAUGGUAUUAUAUAUUUUAUUAUAAUUAUAAUACAAUACUAUAUAUAAAACGAAUGGUUAUUGCUUUUACAAUUUCCUACAAACUCCACAAAAUUUCCAUGUACAUAUCAUGUUGGAAUGUAGUUUAGUAUAAAUGUAUUAAAAUGCAUUGUAAAUAUU
Messenger RNA from Solenopsis invicta (red fire ant), 2333 nucleotides. It is a transcript of the gene nSMase, whose product is annotated as putative neutral sphingomyelinase. The record is from RefSeq and is a predicted model, not a curated record. The transcript has 7 exons. Lineage: Eukaryota; Metazoa; Arthropoda; Insecta; Hymenoptera; Formicidae. The coding region runs from base 251 to 1438 and encodes 395 amino acids. Gene Ontology annotation, cellular component: cytoplasm. Gene Ontology annotation, molecular function: sphingomyelin phosphodiesterase activity.